Messenger RNA from Closterium sp. Naga37s-1, 1980 nucleotides. NCBI's taxonomy places the organism in Eukaryota, Viridiplantae, Streptophyta, Zygnematophyceae, Desmidiales, Closteriaceae. The record is from the annotation of a GenBank genome assembly.
AUGUCCUCAUUUGGCGGGAGAUUACCGGAAGCGCUGGUGCGGAGAUACGCGCGGGGGAUCUGCGAGGGGCUGCGCGAUCUGCACGCGCGCGGAAUCGUCCACUGCGACAUCCGCGCCGCCAAUGUGCUCUUAAACGCGGACAAAGGCGAGGCGAAGCUCUGCAGCUUCGGCUCCGCAAUCCGCGCCGCCGCCGCCCCCGCCGCCGACGGCUCCGCCGCGGAAGCCGCCGGCGCGAGGAAGCCGCCGCCGGCGCGGUUUCAAGGCGCGGGGGCGUACAGCUGGAUGGCGCCGGAGGUGGUCCGCCAGGAGGCGCAGGGCUGCGCCGCGGAUAUCUGGUCGUUUGCGUGCGUAGUUCUCGAGAUGAUCACCGGCGAGCCGCCCUGGACCGCGCAGCUUCAAGCGGCGGGCUUCGCGGCGGCGACUGUAAGCGCGGCCGGCGGCGGCGGCGGCGGCGGCGGCGGUGGUGGUGGCGCGCGGGCAUGCGAUCGAGACGCGGUGCUGCAUAUGAUUGCUGCUGCAGAGAGGCUUCGCACCCCAGACCGUUACAGAAUAGGGUUACCACGAUCCGCGUCAGCAGGUUCGGCAGAAGAGUCAGGCUCCACAACAGGCAUGGCAGCAGGUAUGGUGGCAGGCAUGGGCCCGGGAGGGUUUAAUGCAGCCCCCCCGCUCACGCCGUCCAGUUCCUCCAUGCAUUCAGGUGGUUACCAUAAUUCGCUCACUUCGCCAAACGCUGCUGUUGGGGGAUCAGGGGGAGGGUUCCUCACUUCGCCUGGGUCUGGCGGAGGGGGUCCGGGGGGAGGAGCGAUGGGGGGAGGAUCAGGAGGAGGAUUAGGGGGAGGGGGGAUGGGGGGCGCAGCAGGCGGGGGAGCCUCUUUGGACCGCCCCCCAACGCGCCGAACUCCGCUCCAACGGUCCCAGUCACAGCCGAAGCAGCUCAUCUCCACUCACGUUGCACUGCCUGGCACUGGUAACCCUGUUUGUAACCCUAGUCCGCCUGGUGUGAUCGCGAAUCUGGCCCAGGGUUCACCGAGCAGCAUUCCCCCUACUGGUAAGGCGUCCAGCAGAAAUGCAUCUCCCAUGACUAAGCCUCCUCCUCCUCCUGCUGCUUCUCCUGCUGGUUCCGGCAGCGCUGGUGCAAACCCUAAUAUGCCAAUGGUCGAUCUGGGGGCGAACUCAAUGAACCCAGCCCUAGCUGCUGCUAUUCCCGGCCCGCCUGCUCUAACAGCUGAAGCAGCAGGGGGGAGUGCCGGAGGAGCCACUGGGCCGGUGACAGGUGGCGCGAUGCCAUUGGGCCCGGUGCUGGUGCCUCCCCCAGGCAUCCGCAUGGGACCGUUGAUGCGGCAGAUAUCCAAGGGUCAGGAGGCGAUCAGAGCCGCGGCAGCUAUGGCUGCAGCAGGAGGAGGAACAGCAGCAGCUACCGCAGCAGCAGGGGCAGCGGCAGUAGGGGGGAUGGAGACAGAGAGUGGAUUUCUCCCGCACCAGCAGGCACAGGCUCGGGCCACCCCUCCUCGCCCGGGCCUCCCCCGAAGCUCCAGCGGUGGUAGCUCCGGAAACUACAGUGUUUCCUAUGGGAAUGGCUCAUCCUCCGUUCCUGGGAAUGGAGGUGGAGGGGCCAAUGGUGGUGGUGGUGGUGGUGGUGGUGGCGGUGGCAGCAGUGGUUAUACCGCUGCCCUUCCCCCCUCUCCUGAAGGCGUCACCUCCCCCAACACCAUAUUCUCUGCUCCCUCUCCCCCCUCCAUGCCCCCUCGUCGUCCCCACGCCCACCGUCGCUCACACAGCAUCUCACCCGAGCAUGGUCAUUUGGGGUUCAGUGCUGCUGCCGGGGCCACCCUUGGGAUUGCCGCUGGCGCUGGUGGGAGCGCUGGUGGGAGCAGUGCUGCUGCCGCUGCUGCUGCUGCUGCUGGUGCUGGUGGUGGUCGAUUCAGUGCUUACCUUCCCCCAGCCAUGGUGUGUUUCGGGAAUCCCAAACUUGACGAGUAG